AUGCAUAUCCGCAUAUGCAUCGCCUGUCCCUGGGAGAGCACCGCCACCUGCAUCACCGCCCAGUCUAACCAACUUCCUCCCGGCUUCUUCCAGGACAUCGUGCAUCCUGUGGCAGCGGCCCACUCCAAUCGUCUCCCACGGGUUGCCCACGCAUCGUCCGUCAGAUCUCAGCAUUGUGACAGCUCGACCACACCAAACAGCGAGAUGCCCUGCGUCGACGACAGCAGCCAGCAGCCACCAGGACACUUGUUUGGCUCGGCUGUCGCAAGGGGACGAGCAUGGAACCACUCGAACCCCAAAGCAGGCUCUUCACUGAUCAUAGCAGGGACCAUCAACAAGAUUUUCCCGCACAUCACCUCUCGACGCGCCUGCAUGUGUGCUCCAUGCAUUAUGCUCCAUCUUCUGCUUGCUCCGGUGGCGGGAGAGAGCUAG
Colletotrichum orchidophilum is the source of this 432-nucleotide messenger RNA. RefSeq lists its product as uncharacterized. The transcript has a single exon. Lineage: Eukaryota; Fungi; Ascomycota; Sordariomycetes; Glomerellales; Glomerellaceae. The record is from RefSeq and is a predicted model, not a curated record. The coding region runs from base 1 to 432 and encodes 143 amino acids.